This is a messenger RNA of Gadus macrocephalus (Pacific cod), 2290 nucleotides long. RefSeq names its product capping actin protein of muscle Z-line subunit beta (gene capzb). Gene Ontology annotation, cellular component: cytoplasm; F-actin capping protein complex. Gene Ontology annotation, molecular function: actin filament binding. NCBI's taxonomy places the organism in Eukaryota, Metazoa, Chordata, Actinopteri, Gadiformes, Gadidae. The coding region runs from base 230 to 1054 and encodes 274 amino acids. Gene Ontology annotation, biological process: barbed-end actin filament capping; regulation of lamellipodium assembly; negative regulation of filopodium assembly. The record is from RefSeq and is a predicted model, not a curated record. The transcript has 10 exons.
GCGUCGCUUGUUUUUCUCCGGCCUCCUUCCUGUACCCAGGUUGAGGAAGUGAAUUCGCUGACAGGGUUGGGUUCUGUAGAGGGAGGCGAAAAGAAACAUCUCAUAUUCGGUGGGGACAAAACACAGCAAUAGUCGCGGGGAACCAUUUAUAAAACACAUCAGUUAAAAAUUGCAGGCUCAUCGGUGAAAUCAUAUUCCCCCACUGACAUCGCCACAGAACUCCGCAGACAUGAACGACCAGCAGCUAGAUUGUGCCCUGGACCUGAUGAGGCGUCUGCCGCCUCAGCAGAUUGAGAAGAACCUCAGCGACCUCAUUGACCUGGUGCCCAGUCUGUGUGAGGACCUGCUCUCCUCCGUGGAUCAGCCUCUAAAAAUCGCCAAGGACAAAGUGGUGGGCAAAGACUACCUGCUCUGUGAUUACAACCGAGAUGGCGACUCCUACAGAUCCCCCUGGAGUAAUAAGUACGAGCCCCCCAUCGACGAUGGCGCGAUGCCGUCAGCCCGUCUGAGGAAGCUAGAGGUGGAGGCCAACAACGCCUUCGACCAGUACCGAGACCUGUACUUUGAGGGUGGCGUGUCUUCCGUUUACCUCUGGGACUUGGACCACGGCUUCGCCGGCGUCAUCCUCAUCAAGAAGGCCGGCGAUGGCUCCAAGAAGAUCAAGGGGUGCUGGGACUCCAUCCACGUGGUGGAGGUGCAGGAGAAGUCGAGUGGCCGAACCGCUCACUACAAACUCACCUCUACUGUCAUGCUGUGGCUGCAGACCACCAAGGCCGGCUCUGGUACCAUGAACCUGGGCGGCAGCCUCACAAGACAGAUGGAGAAGGACGAGACGGUGGGAGAGUCCUCACCGCACAUUGCCAACAUCGGCCGCCUUGUGGAGGAUAUGGAGAACAAGAUCCGCUCCACGCUGAAUGAAAUCUACUUUGGGAAGACCAAGGACAUCGUCAACGGCCUAAGAUCUAUUGACUCUUUGCCUGAUAACCAAAAGUACCGACAGCUCCAGAAGGAGCUGUCGCAGGUCCUGACCCAGCGCCAGAUCUUCAUCGACUAGGUUCACAGGAGUGUCCAGACUCUGGCUGACAAGUCGAAGCAGGAGGCUCUGAAGAACGAUCUAAUGCUGGCGCUCAAACGCAAACAGCAAAGCUAGAGACGCUGCGGCCCGUGUCCUUCUGUCUGUCUCUCUGUCCAUCUCUCUCUGUCUCUCUCUCGCUCUCGCUCUCGCUCUCUCUCUCUCGCUCUUUCGCACGCUCUCUCUCUCUCUCUCUGCCUCAUUUCUGCCAUUUCAUUUCCUUUUCUUUCUGUUUAUUUGCGUCCCUCCCUCCAUACCCGUCUCACUCUUGCUGCACUCUUUUUGUUUCAUUUGUGGACAAAACGACACAAAAAAAAAUGAGGAAAUUCGUAGCUUAUUUUUUAAAUAAAACAUUCACGCUUUUGUUUUGAGGCAUCUCAUUUACCACGAAAGCCAUUUACCCCCUCCCUCCCUUUCUCUCUCUCUCUGUCUCGUACUAUGAAUAUAAUGAUAGUAUUGCAACGGUUACUGGUAAUAUUGUCUCAUCCAGAACUGGGUAAUAGACAACACAGACUGUACUGUUUAUCAGGGGGGAGGGCUUUUGGCAAGACUAUCAAAUAGUCAUCAUUUCACAUCCCUUUUAUUGCUUUCACCUAUAUCUUUCUUUUGUUUAUCAAAACACGCCGAAAGCACCCCUAAUUUAUCUGUAAGGAAACCUAACCUGUCAAUGUAGCUGCCAUCUUUCAAAGGGUUGAUGGGGGGGGGGGGAGGGGGGGAGCUGUGCGGGGGUGAGAGGGGGAGAGCCUGGGUCGGUGGGAGUGGGAGUCGGGGUGGGUAGAAAAUGGUAGACUUUUACAAAACAUGGGAAUGGACUGUUAAACUCACUGUACAUACCCAUGCCAUUAAGCACACACUCUUCCCUCCCCCCUCUCCCUUUACACUGUGUAUAACAUGAAUAAUGGUCUCCCCUUUUGUUUCGCUAUCCUACUCUCUCUCUCUCUCUCUCUCCCUCACUGACUCACUCUCUCUCUCUCCCUCACUGACUCACUCUCUCUCUCUCCCUCACUGACUCACUCUCUCUCCCUCACUCUCUCACUCUCUCUCUCUCUCCCCGUCUGUCUUUGUUGGGGGUCACAGUUUGUCUUGGCGUUUAACGGAAACUUUUGACCAUUUCCGUUUCGGAGGGGAAUCUUUUGUUGUAUUUUGUUUUUAUUUUGUAAAGCUUAUGAUUCAUAUUGUAUUAGAGCCUCCAGCAACAAUAAAAACGGUAAAAAGCUC